AUGGACACUCGCAGCUUCGCAUCAUCUUUCGUUGAAACAACAAAAGACUCCUUUGACAGAUCUCAGGCUAUUUGUAGAAACAACAAACCAAUCCGAAACGCCACUGUUGGCCAGUCAUUGUUACAUGGAAGGACGUUUAACCACAGACAAACCUGGAACGUUGCUGUGGUGGGCGCUAAAUGCAAGACUUCAGGAGCUCCAAAACAAGACCCGGUGGUGAACAAAGACUUUGACAGCUUCGGUUGGAUGACUUAUGUGUCCGUUUCAUUAUAA
Molecule: messenger RNA, 273 nt
Organism: Histoplasma capsulatum G186AR
Lineage: Eukaryota; Fungi; Ascomycota; Eurotiomycetes; Onygenales; Ajellomycetaceae
Exons: 3
Coding region: 1-273 (90 amino acids)
Source: RefSeq, a predicted model, not a curated record